AUGAGUGAGGGGGAGGAUGAGGAGGGGAGGAGGGGAGCGGGAGUCCGCCUGCCGUUCAACGCCGACUCGGCCCGUCCUCCGACGACCCAGUUCGUCUUCCAGAAGUUUGGCCAGGAGGGAGGAAGAGAGAAGGAGGAGGAGGAGAAGGAGAAGACGCCGGAUGCCGGCGAGAGAGGAGGAGCAGCGAGGGCGGGCAAGCGCUACGGUGAGUAUGGGGUGGGAGGGGCGGAGGAGACUGGUCUGGCGGCCGGAUGGGGAAGCAGCAGCAGCCACGAACCGCCGCUCACCACGCAGCUUCCCAGUCGGUGCGGAGACGUGGAAUUAAAGAUCACAGCUCAGCCGGAGUCGAACCACCGCGCCCGCUAUCUAACUGAGGGAAGCCGCGGGGCCGUGAAGGAUCGUGCGCAGAAGGGACACCCUGCCGUCAAGCUAUUCGGUUACUCCAAGCCGGCCAAGCUUCAGGUGUUCGUGGGAUCGGACGCAGCGAAGGUGCGACCGCACGGCUACUACCAGGCGUGCGAGGUGCAGGGAAAGAACUCGUGCCCCUGCGAGAAGCGGCAGCAGGAAGGAACCCACAUCAUAGAGUUGGAGCUGUCGCCCGAGUCGAACAUGACCGCCGUAUUGGACUGCGUCGGAAUCCUGAAACUGCGUAACGCGGACGUCGAGCAUCGUCUGGGCGUCGCGCGGUCGCGUAAGAAGUCUACGAAGGCUCGUUUGAUCUUCCGCGUGACGCUGCCCAGGCAGGACGGGUCCAGCUACACACUACAGACCGCCUCCAUGCCAAUACUAUGCACGCAACCUCCUGGCCAGCCAGAGAUCUGCAGGAUGUCUCUCACGGAGUCUCCACCAGAGGGAGGUCACGACCUCUUCAUCAUCGGAAAGAACUUCCUCAAAGGAACACAUAUCGUCUUCAUCGAGAAGGACACGUAUGGCGAGGAUAUUUGGCAGGCUGAAGCGGCCAUCGAGAAAGAGUACUUUCAAACUACUCACCUGAUCUGUGCGAUUCCUCCGUACAAGGACGUGGAUAUCACGGAACCGGUGGAGUUGUUUGUAUCGGUGCGGUGUGUGGAUCGUUGCGGUGACCUCCAACCCUUCACCUAUAUACCGAAGCCAAAGGAAGUGAAACCUGAUCCGUUGCUGGUGGACGUCACUACAAACCUCUCAUCAGGAAUGUCAAGGGCCACGCUCGAGAUCAACCGGCGAUUCCAGAUCAGCGAGGGACAAUCACCGUUCGCCGUCAACGUGACCGUCGUCUCUCCGCUGCAGCGCCAGCCGCCGCCGCCUCCACAGACGCACGCUGACCUGCCCCUGGCGGCGGCGACGACGGCGACGACGGUGGCGCCCUCUGACUUCGUCGGCAUGCUCAUGGGAGACUCAGCCAUACAGUCACUGGGCGGAGGCGGCAGUGCGAUGGCGCCACUGUCUGCCUCCGCGAUGGCGCCACUGUCGGCCACCACGAUGGCGCCACCGUCGGCCCACCAGGUGGCGCCGGUCGAGCACAUGGACGCGUCGUCGGCUGCCGUCGGCGCCACCUACCAGCUGGACAAGCCGCCGGCGCUGCCCAUGGACACGUCGCCGGCCGUCGCCAUGGAGACGACCCCGCGACCCGCGGCGGCGGCCCUCGACGACGCCGCCGGCGCCACCUACCGGCUGCCCAGCGUCGCGAGCCUGCUGCCAGCGGCGCCCUCUGGCGAGGCGAGCGUCGCCGAGGGGCGCCGCACGAGGCGGCGGCGGCGGCGGAGGCACGGGGCGACGCGGACGCCGGCGGCGGGGGGUUGCUAG
This is a messenger RNA of Priapulus caudatus, 1782 nucleotides long. Its product is annotated as nuclear factor of activated T-cells 5-like. Gene Ontology annotation, biological process: regulation of transcription by RNA polymerase II. The coding region runs from base 1 to 1782 and encodes 593 amino acids. The record is from RefSeq and is a predicted model, not a curated record. Gene Ontology annotation, cellular component: transcription regulator complex. The transcript has 11 exons. Gene Ontology annotation, molecular function: RNA polymerase II cis-regulatory region sequence-specific DNA binding; DNA-binding transcription factor activity, RNA polymerase II-specific; transcription factor binding. NCBI's taxonomy places the organism in Eukaryota, Metazoa, Priapulida, Priapulimorpha, Priapulimorphida, Priapulidae.